Molecule: messenger RNA, 1964 nt
Organism: Heterotrigona itama
Lineage: Eukaryota; Metazoa; Arthropoda; Insecta; Hymenoptera; Apidae
Source: the annotation of a GenBank genome assembly
CAUGAAUAGCUCUAUCGUCAUUAGCUUCUUCACCUUCAUCGCCUUCAUCAUCAUUUUCUCUAACUUCUCCGUAAACAUCUUCGUCAUCUUCUUCGCUGCUUUCUUCAAAUUAAUUUGCCGGUUUGAAUACGUUUCACUUGCCGCCAAUUCAAAACAUUCCCCCACCAUACGAAGUUUGCUUAUUGUUAGUGAAACGUGGCGCGGACGCGUGUGACUGUCGAAAAUCAAGACGACAUGUAUUAAUUCCUUUGAGGUAAAAUCAGUUGCGUUACAUUAUCAUCACUAUCAUCUUUGUUUAAUUAAUACGUGUUCAUUUAUUAAUGUAAUGAAUGCAUUCUUCGAAUUCUUUCUCAUUGCAUCGUGUAUUCGAUUGUUAAUAAUACCGGUAACUUCCGCCAUUUGUUUCCCACACACAGAUUUAGCAUUAAAUACUUUCAAUUUAAAUUAUUGUCAUUGCCGAAGAAACAAAUUUUUAAACUUUUCAUUUCAAUUGACUAUAAUUAAAAUAUACUCUGUGCUCUGUGUUUUAUUAUUUAUCAUACAUUUACGUAAUGAAAUUACAUGGUUUUCCAAAGUGACAUUCGUUCUGUUUUAUUGGUUACGUAUUUGAUUUUUGAAUUAUUUCUAUUUUAUAUUACGAGUUUUUAAAUUGGGAUGUAUAUUGAGCUGUUAUUUCAUGUUGUUAUCAUUGAUUUUAAUUGUUUUAUAUUCUCGGCUUCUUUUACAGAAUAUUCGUCGAUCACGUGGGUAGUUUCGAACGAAUAGUUUUGCAACAUGGCGCCAAAAACGGUUAAUCGACGAUUCGAUAAUUUUCACUGCGGAUUUUGAUUUAUUAUAAGGAAGGUACGUAUAUGUUUGUGAUUUAUAAUUAAUGUAAUACUCAUAAUUAAUUAAUAUGCAAUAAUGUUUAAUAUUGGUACUGCGUAGUUAAUAAGUAUACAGGAAUAUAUAUAUAACUAAUGAUAAAUAAUUUCAUAUUGAGAAUACUGAGAUGAAAAUUUAUAAGAAUUUUCAUAUAUUUCGAAAUGUACUUUGUUAUUUUAUUUCAAUAUAAUUGAACGAAUUAUUUUACAUUUAUUCAAUAAUUUACUGCAAAUAAUCGUUUUUAUGAAUAAAUUUUCAUUUUAAUUUUAAUUUCAAGUUUUGUUGUAGGUUUUUUCAUAACCUCCAUUUCUCCCUAUGAUGCUUCAAAAAUCAAUGAUGUAAGUACCUUUAUAAACUGUAUUUGAAAUAACUCCACUUCUUGCUUUAAUUUUCAUUACUGAAAAAAAAAAACAAAAUUUCAUUGGAAAUUUAGAAAGUUUGAACUUUUCUCUUUUGAACUGAAUACAGUCAUUAAACUAAUAUGCUCUAUAUUCUGUUAUAGAUUUUUCACUUCUCCCAUGGGACUCGAUUCCUGUUGACGAGCUUCACGAUUGCUUCCCUUGGCACAACGAUGACAAUGUUCUUCGCAUCGAAUCGUAAGUCAAAUGCAUUUUUAUUCGUAUGAUCACUAUGUGUUUUAUUCUUAUUUGUAUUUUAUUUGUAUAGAAAUAACACAUUCUUGUCUGUAUUAUAUUUGAAUAGAUUUUUUUAGGGGGAGGGAAGUAUCACGUAUUUAUUAAUUGAAAUUUCAUAUACCUUGUCUGAAAUUGAAACUAUUUUAGACGAAACUUUUAAUAUUUGGAACCGUAGCACGAGGUCUAUGAGAUUUACCGUUUGUCGGUAACACUGUAUGGAAUUGCAACCACCUCGUCAAUCGAUAAUGAAGAAAAUAUUAGUAGAAAAAUAUGAUUAGAAAUUGCCCGGUAACCGAUAAGAAAUAACAUCAUUGAUAAUUAUUCAUGCAAAUUAUUCAUACAGUAAAUUAAACAAAUAUAAUAUUGAUUAGUAACAGAAUCGAUUGUUACUCAACAACCAUUAAAACUGACAAUUUAUCAAAUAUCGCGCAACUCAAUAAACGUGUAACAAAUACAAACGUGCAA